UUUUAUCUGAACAUUUCGGAAGAACCAUUAGCUCCGAGAGAUAGUUCACGGCGGCUUGGGAUCCGAGGUUAAGCUGCCUGCAACGCAAUUAAGUGAACUCCUGUAUAUACCGUAUCUAACCACCAUGAAGGUACUUCUGUCAAUCUUGCUCCUCAUCUCCUUAGCGGCAUCAGGAGAUAACCUCAGUGACCAAUUGGCCCAGAACAAAUACCUGCUGCAUGAACGAUGCAAAGUUGCACUGCAGGAGCAAAUCAACCUUGAGAUGCACGCUAGCCUCGUGUACAUGCAGAUGAGUGCUUAUUACGGUAACAACAAGGUGGCAAGAAAAGGGUUCAGCAAGUUCUUCGCCGAAAACUCCGACGAGGAACGGGAACACGCCCAGAAGAUAAUAAACUACAUCAAUAAGAGAGGGAGCACAGUUACAAGUUUCAAUGUGAACAUGCCAACAACUACAACAUGGAUGGGUGUAGUAGAUGCCCUGCAGUAUGCAAUGGCUUUAGAGCACAAGGUUACGAACAAGCUGCACGAAACUCACAAGGUUGCUGAAAAGGAAUGCAAGGAUCCUCAGAUGAUGGACUUUAUUGAGCACGAAUUCUUGGAAGAACAGGUAGACUCUAUUGAUAAGCUCCAACGCAUGACCACAGUGAUCCAGAACAUGGACACUGGCAUGGGCGAAUUUCUGAUGGACAGAGAAUUGCUCGAAGGAAAAGAAUUCUGAAACACCUCCUUCGGCCCACAUCUGCACAGUGCUGCACUUAGUGCUGGUACUCAAGCUUAGUCCUCUAUGUACACCAGUACUUGUAUAUAAUAAAAUGUUUCCUAUACUCAA
This is a messenger RNA of Ornithodoros turicata, 829 nucleotides long. RefSeq names its product soma ferritin-like. Gene Ontology annotation, cellular component: cytoplasm. Gene Ontology annotation, biological process: intracellular iron ion homeostasis; iron ion transport. The transcript has 5 exons. The coding region runs from base 125 to 718 and encodes 197 amino acids. Lineage: Eukaryota; Metazoa; Arthropoda; Arachnida; Ixodida; Argasidae. Gene Ontology annotation, molecular function: ferrous iron binding; ferric iron binding. The record is from RefSeq and is a predicted model, not a curated record.